Hippocampus comes (tiger tail seahorse) is the source of this 3880-nucleotide messenger RNA. It is a transcript of the gene sap130a, whose product is annotated as Sin3A-associated protein a. The record is from RefSeq and is a predicted model, not a curated record. Gene Ontology annotation, cellular component: Sin3-type complex. Gene Ontology annotation, biological process: negative regulation of transcription by RNA polymerase II. The transcript is spliced from 23 exons. The coding region runs from base 165 to 3311 and encodes 1048 amino acids. NCBI's taxonomy places the organism in Eukaryota, Metazoa, Chordata, Actinopteri, Syngnathiformes, Syngnathidae.
GGGGGCGGCUUCCCCGAAAGCGUUCUUCCGGCUUACAUGUCGCGAACGGAGAAAAAAAGGAAAAGAAAAGACGAAUGGAAAAAUUGUAAUCCUGAAAAGGAGCGUUGCUUUUGAACUCAGCGAAACGGCAAACACCUGUCGUUGAAAAAGGUAAAUACACCCGAAUGAGCUCUCAGCAAUUCCCACGACACGGGCUUCCCGCCUCGAACCCAGGGGGGGCUCCACUAAUGCCCACCGGUGGAAACCUGGUGCCUGUCAGUCAGCCGUCAAACCCGCAAGCUGUUGAAGCUGCGGACGGCAACCAGCAGGAGCACCCGCCGGCGGGGUGCGGCACCAGCACGGUGGCGUUCCGGGACGACAAGCAGGAGACCAUGGUGGUCCGACCAUACCCGCAGGCCCAGACGCACGGGCAGCCGCAGCCCGUCCCGCAGGCGCUGCCCAUCCAGCCUGGCGGCCCGCCCGUGGCCUUGCCUGCUCCGCCGGUGCAUCUACCGCAGGGCCAGCCCGCGGUCCUCACUGAUGGACAGAUGAAGGCGGUCCUGAAGUCCCCCAUGCCGAGCCGCCUGAUCGCCCCUGCGCCAGCUUCCAACCAGGGCCACAUCCCCAUGCCCCCCAAGGUCCCGGGCCACAUGACGUCGGCCCCGGAGAGCAGCAGCGCCACCACGCUUUCUAUUCCCGUGGCCACCAUCAGCGGACAGCAGGGUCACUCCAGUAAUUUGCACCAACUGAUGUCGGCCAACAUCCAAAUCAUUCGAGGCAGCGGUCCCACGUUGCAGAUCGGGACCCCUGCCGUGCCGCCGCAGACCUUCACGUCACAUCUACCACGAGGCGCAGCUGCAGCCGCUGUCAUGUCCAGCUCCAAAACGGUCCUCCGACCGGCCACCGGAGCAGGGGCGGGCCCAGGCCAGCCCACCGUGCAGCACAUCAUCCACCAGACUAUUCAGUCUCGCCCGGCUGUGACGACAUCCACGUCUGUGCUUCCCACCGUGGUGGCACCCAUUUCAGCCACGAGGACCCAGUCUCCCGUCAUCAGUCCCACCGCCACGCACUCUGCAGAAGUGGCUCACGGGCGUCCCGGCCUGACCAUUCACCCGCCGCCGGCCAGCAUCAGCAUCCAGAGGCCUCAGACGUCACGUGACACGGCCACGCGCAUCACGCUGCCGUCGCACCCGGCCAUCGGCGCUCAGAAACCUCAGCCGCCGCACACCAUGGCGCAGAAGCCCAUCUUCAGUACCGUCACACCAGUCGCCGCGGCCACCGUGGCGCCCAUCGUUGCCACCAACACGGUGCCCUCGACCACCUCUAUAGGUUCCAUGCCGCACACCCAAAUGAGCAGUAACACUAUUGUCACCAUGACGAUGGCCUCCCACUCGUCGCACGCCACCGCCGUCACUACCUCCGCCAUCCCCGUCGCCAAAGUGGUGCCUCAACCCAUCGCCCACUCGUCAUCUCGCGUACAGCCCGACUACCCCGGGGAGAGGGCCAACCUCAUCCCCAUCCAGGGCCAUCGCUCCUCGCCCAACCCUGUCACCAUGGAGCCCAGAAGUGACAACAGGCCCCCCGUUCCGGUCCAGUUCCAGUAUUUCCUGCCGACGUACUCGUCGUCGUAUCCCUUGACUCACACCUACACCCCCAUCAGCAGCUCUGUGUCCACUAUCCGUCAGUAUCCUGUGACUCCUCAAGCUCCAAGUAACGCGCUGCCUACCCAGGCUGGCGUCGGGGUGGCAACCACCGUGCACCUCAACCACAUGCAGCUGAUGGCAGUGGACCGCAUUGGCCUGCCGUCGGCGCAGAUCAGCACCCAGGGCAUCCAGCCGACACCCAUCGCCACGCAGGGCAUUCAACCGGCGCCCAUUGGCGUGCAGGGCCUUCACCCAGGUACGGCGACCAUCGGCGCGCCGGGCCUCCAGCAGGGUGCCGGCACCGCUCAGCAGCAGCAGCCGCCCACCGAAGCAAAAUCCGGCGUGGUCUUGGCCGACAGCUUUGUGGCUAACCCGAUCAGCGGCACCACUCAACCGGUUGGCACCAUGGUGCAGACUCAUGGCCAGGCAGGGGCGCCCACCCUGGUGUCCUCGCCGAGACCCAGCAUCCUACGUAAGAAGCCGACCACCGAAAGUUGUGUUCGGAAGACCCUCAUUCCCGCUCAGCCCAAUGAACCGAGCAGCAUCAGAAUUGAGAGCGGCGUGAGAGGGGCCAGUUCUCCCCGACCCGCGGGAGUCAAACCCAAAGCUGAGGUACACAUGGCGGUGGCCCCUCCCGUCAUGGCCGCCGUGGAUGCGCUUCCCCUGCCGCAGGGUGGCGAGCAGCAAGCGAUGGCGGCAUCGGGCGCCCCGCACCUCGCUCAGGCCCUGCCCGCCAUUCUGGCCACGCCGGGGCCUGCGCCACCCUCGCAGCCCUCCGCUGUCCUCUCGGCCCUGCCCGCAGCCAUCGCGGUGACGCCACCCACCCCCGCCUCCAUGGCCAACACGGUGGCGUCGCCCACGCAGCCGGCCCCCAGCAGCACCGCCUCCUGUGUCGCAAGCUGCCCCGACGUCAAGGUCAAGCAUGAGGUGGACAGCGUGAACACCUCGCAGCCAGACUCCGCCAACCCUGCCCUGAAUGCCCAGUCUUCCACCCUCAACGUGGCCCCCACGGGAGACCUCAUCCCCGGGGCAUCCCCGAGGAAGAAGCCUCGCAAGCAGCAGCACGUCAUCUCCACCGAGGAGAGCGAGAUGAUGGAGACAAACAGCACCGAUGAGGAGAAGGCGCCCGGGAGGCCCGUCACCGGCAGGGCCGAGCGCAGAGAGUCUCCCCCCAGGGAAUAUGUCGAUGAGGAAGGGGUGCGCUACGUGCCCGUCAGGCCCCGCCCACCCGUCACCCUCCUACGGCACUACCGUAACCCCUGGAAAGCCGCCUACCACCAUUUCCAGAGGUACAGCGAUAUCCGUGUCAAAGAGGAGAAGAAGGGCACCUUACAGGAUAUGGCCAACCAGAGAGGCGUAGUGUGCCGAGCGCAAGGCUGGAAGAUUCACCUGUGUGCCGCACAGCUCAGACAGCUGUCUAGUUUGGAGCAUGAUGUGUACAGCCGGCUGUCCUCUCUGCAAGAGGGCCUCAUACCCAAGAAGAGAGCGAGCGCAGACGACGACCUGCACCGUAUCAAUGAACUCAUACAGGGCAACAUGCAGCGCUGCAAGCUGGUAAUGGACCAGGUGACAGAGGCUCGGGACACCAUGAUGAAAGUCCUGGAGCACAAAGACAAAGUUCUGAAGCUGCUAAACAAGAACAGUUCCGUCAAGAAAUCAUCCAAGCUCAAGCGGAAGGAGCGGGCAUGAGAUUCCCCCUAACUCACGCAUCCCUUUACCCCCCGCUCAGAAUCUGGUGCUAUGAUCUGCUUCAUACAAUCACAAGCACCCACCGUGGGCAAACAAGUGGCUGGCGGGGAACCUUUUAAGGUUCAUUUCCGAAGACCUCAAGAGACAGUGUUUGCUAACUUAGCUUCCGCCAGGUCGCCGAGCCGUGGCGCGAAAGAGCCAAGAAGGAGUUGAAAAUGGUAACCUGAAGACCAACCUCAAACGUGCUGUUUUUUUGUUUUGUUUUGUUUUGAUCAGUGCCUUCUUUGUGUUUGCCGAUGAUUGGACCGCCGCCAUUUUGCGACGAUGUGUGCUCGCCUGUCACUCGUUUCCCGCCGAUUUUUAGCACUCUCAUUCGAUGAAAUUUCUCCUCGGUUCAUUCAAGGGGGAGUUUGCAGAUUAAAAACAAAUCACUUUUUGUCAAAAUUGUUUCACUGUCAGUAGAAACCUGACAGUAAUUUAAAAUAACAGAAUUUGUUGAUUUGAUGUGGACGUCAGAAACAUUGGACAAAACUUCUAAUAGUACAUUUGUAAAUUGAUCGAUGGAAAAA